Molecule: messenger RNA, 2722 nt
Organism: Pelodiscus sinensis (Chinese soft-shelled turtle)
Lineage: Eukaryota; Metazoa; Chordata; Testudines; Trionychidae
Gene: CLDN16
Product: claudin 16
Cellular component (GO): bicellular tight junction; membrane
Molecular function (GO): structural molecule activity
Source: RefSeq, a predicted model, not a curated record
CGUUCGUGCUUAGAAAAGAAAAGGGAACCUCACUCACUGGCCAUGGAGAGACAGGAGCAGUGAGCUCAGAGGCUCCCGGGACGUGUUGUUAUUUAUGUCCUCCCCUCCCCCCAUCCGUGCUGAACACUUGUUGCGAUGCAGCAUCUUCUCCAGUACGUCGCGUGUUUCUUCGCUUUCUUCUCGGCCGGGUUUUUGAUAGCAGCCACCUGGACAGACUGCUGGAUGGUGAAUGCUGACGACUCCCUGGAGGUGAGUACGAAGUGCCGCGGCCUGUGGUGGGAAUGCGUCACCAACGUCUUCGACGGGAUUCAGACCUGUGACGAGUAUGACUCCAUAUUUGCCGAGCACUCCCUGAAGCUGGUGCUGACCAGAGCCAUGAUGAUCACAGCGGACAUCCUGGCUGGGUUUGGAUUUGCCUUCCUGCUCCUGGGUCUGGACUGUGUCAAAUUCCUCCCGGAGGAGCCCACCGCCAAGCUGCGCAUCUGUCUCGUGUCUGGAGUGAUGUUGCUCAUAGCAGGCUUCCCCGGCCUCAUCGGCUCCGUGUGGUACGCCCUCGGGGUGUACGUGGAGCGCUCCUCCCUGGUUCUACACAAUGUCUUUCUGGGCAUCCAGUACAAGUUUGGCUGGUCCUGUUGGCUUGGCAUGGCUGGGUCCCUGGGCUGCUUCUUAUCCGGGGCUCUGCUCACCUGCUGCAUGUAUCUCUUCCGCGAUGUCGGCUCUGGGAGGUUCUACUCCUCUAAUUCCUGGAGGAAGACGUAUUCCCCUGGACUGGCCAUGGCGAACACGUACUGUCCAGCGUCUCGGACAGCGACCGCCAAAAUGUACGCAAUGGACACCCGAGUGUGAGGAGCAGGAAGGGGCGUGAGUCACGCUCUGCUUUGGUUUGGAACUGCUUAUUCACAGGCCUGAUCCCCAGGGUUUGGGAGCAGGGUGCCAAGUCGCAGAGAGGUGGAGACUGGUCUCUCUGAGGGCCAGCGCUCCCUGUAAGCUGAGCUCUUGGGCAUCCACCCAGGAGAGAGUCAAAGGCCCCCGAAUGAUUAGCCAGGCACCCACAACUGCCAGUCUGUGAUUAUCCUGGUGGUGCACAUCCACACAUGCCUCGGUGCAUGUAACAAAAUUUAUUCCACCCAUGGAUGGAAAAAAAAUUGGAGGGAUCACUCAUGAUAGCUUGAAAUAAAAUUAUCAUCGGCAACAAAACAAGAAAUCAGCCUCCGGGCAGGAUCCUAAAUGCAGGAAUCGCGCUGGGUCGAAUUCUGAGAGGUGCAAAAUACCAGCUCAAUUCCCUACCUCUUGCUGUGUGCAGCCUACAUCAGAAUUUGGCCCACUGACUUCACUGUGAGGUGAAAGGAAUCAGUUCUUUGCAGGGAUGAGCAACUACACGAUACAUAGAGAAACCAAAACUGUACGAGGAAGACAAUCCACAGAGCUAAUCCAUGCAUACGGUGCUGGCAGACCCAGGGGACGACGCAUAGGGACCUCUGCUGAGAGAAAUACGGGCCUGGCCAGGUGGACAUCUGGAAUCCAUGUAGACAGGGUGUGGGUGUGUUCUCUCCUUGAGAGCAUCGAGAGAUCAGCACGGAAGGGAACGGGCUGUACUAACCUGCACCCUCCCCUGCUGUCUGUGCCUUAGGGCUCGCCCACAAAUCACCAGCUGGAGAAAACACAGUAAGUUCAGAGGCGUUUUGCCCUGUGAAAUGCAACCCUCUUCACCAACGAUCGAGGAGCUAAUCAGUCAGCCUAUCUGGGAUUCCCAGUUGCCCAGAUCUGGAAAUCCUAAUUUAGUGCUUAACCAUUCCCUUACUGCUGUGAUCCAUCUUCCGGAGUUUGAUUUAGUGGGUCUAGUUAAGACUCGCUAAAUUGAACUCAGGAGGCGCCCCUAGCAGCAGCCUGAUACUACUGCUUCUGCAAGGAGUAAGGGAAGCUGACAGAAGCAUUUGCUGUGGGGGACGGUGGGGAAAUGCGAAACAAGGCGCACCAACCCAGCUACGUAAUUAAAGUAGCUGGAGUGGCAUAUCUUGAUUCGAUGGUCCCUUUUAGUACAGAUCUGGUCUGAGUCGGACAAGGACAAAUUGGGUGAGGAUGCAGAACAGGCUUGGCUCAUGAUGAACUUAUUAAUUAGGAGCUGGAAUCACCAACUGUAAAAAACCCUUUGAUCUGAACUCCCUUUAAAUCAAAACACCUCCUUAUCCAAUUCAAAGCUCUCUUACCGAGCAGAAAACUCUGCUGCCCUUACAUAGGACUUCGACGAGCUAGAAUUUAGGCUUGUCUUCACUGCGGGGGGAAAUUGUGGUUUUAACAAAUUAGCUUACGCAAGGUAAAGCGUGCGUGCAACUAGCUAGUGCAAGUUAAAGCACAAUUUUCAACACGGUUGCUGGCAGCAGAAGUUCAUGGGCAGGAGCCCCAAGUUUAAGUCACCUGGUUUAACACAUGUUAAGUCUACACAAGACUUUUAGAGCUCAUUAGUUGGCAUAUGUUGGUGCACUUUUUAUCCCAGGUGCUAGGCACUUCCCGUGACUAUUGGAAUGGCUCCCUUCGAUUCCAGGCACAUGCUGAGUGUCCGUCCCCUUGGUGUACAGAUACAGGUGCUUUCUGGAACACGACAAAUAGUUUUGUAAAUAUCCUCUCUGGUUAGUUUAUUUCCUUCCCUGUAAAUUGACAGUGAUUUCCAAUUGCAGCACACUCAAUAAAAUGGUUUUAUAAUAAAACAAUUUUGUUUGAACCA